ACCAUAAGUCGUUUGAGGGGCGGAGGGGAUGAUGUAUUAUAUCGGGGUGAUAUUAUUUAAUGAUGAAUUAUUAUUUUUUUUUUAAAUUUCCCUUGUCUGCAAUUGCCCGUCAGCUUGUCGUUACAUCUGGCAUUCGAUUAUUAUUAUUUUUUUUUUUAUUUCUUUAGAUAUAAAGAAUGAAAAAAAAAAAAAAAAAGGCAAAUUGGAUAUAUUUCUCGAACUGGAGUCUGUUGACCCAGAACUUAAAGAAUUUACGACUCAUUGAGGGUGUGUUUAAUCGGGUGUGGUAUUUAGCUAAUUAAAUAACAUCUUGUGUGCAUUUAAUUAUUUCUUGAAAAAUAUUUAUGUUGAAUUAAAAUACCUGUUUUAAUUUAAGUAAAUAAUUUUUGUUUGUUUGUUUGUUUGUUUUAAAAAAAAACUUUCUAUUUGUUUCCAGAUGCGAUGAUUGAUGUUUUGAUGAUUUUUUAAAAUGUGGAAACACGUGGAUUUGCUGGAGUACAUUGAGUCAAUUUUUUCUUGGACAUCUUCAUUCAUGACUGCUGUCUGCAAUGUGCCUAAAUAUAUACAAAAACAAAAUAUAAUUAUUAUUCCUAUUAUUUGGUGAUGAAAAAAAAAAAUUUAUGAGGAAUGGAAAAAGAUCCUGCGCUUUAAUUGAAUUUUCUGAAAUUUAUUAAAUAAUUAAUUUGAAGAUUGAGCUUUUAUUGAAUUUAUCAUGAGAUCAUAUGAUGGUGAGAGCAGUUCUGGUGAUGAGGAGGACAGAAGAGAAGGUCUUCCUGAGGUCCAUUUAAAUCAGGGACCUUGGCAAAGAUCAUCUCAUCCAACUUGGGCCUGGGACCAUCGUGGUCCACAAUUAUCAGGUCAACCAAAUGCAUCAAUUGAGACUGUUUCUUACUCAACACCAGCAACAUCACACUCAGCAGUACCAGUUGCACAAGGAAGUUAUACAAGUAGUGAACAUCCACAAAAUCAUGGUAGAAGAACUCCACUUGGUGCUGUUGGUCUUGGUGGUUUUUAUUUUCAACAACAACCACAACCACAUGCAUCAUCAAGUGCACUAUCAUCAGAUGAAAAUCGUCCUGAUCAAGAACGGCCAACUGGAUCUAGAUUAAAUUGUCCAUCAAAAACAAAAAGUACACGUCAAGGUAAAAGUGUUAGACUCAAUAUUAAUGCAAGAGAACGUCGAAGAAUGCAUGAUUUAAAUGAUGCACUUGAUGAAUUACGUUCAGUUAUUCCAUAUGCUCACAGUCCAUCUGUUAGAAAAUUAUCAAAAAUUGCAACAUUACUAUUGGCUAAAAAUUAUAUUCUUAUGCAGGGUAAUGCACUUGAAGAACUUAGAAGAGUUAUUGCUGUUCUUCAAUCACCACAUGCUCAUACAACAGCAUUACCACCAACACCAGUAUCAUAUGAUUUACUACAAGGUUUUCCUGGUAAAUUAUUUCAAGGUGUACCAGAACUUCAAAGUAUGCAUGCAUUACAUCAAACAACAUCAACUGGACCAUCAACAGAUAUAACUGUUUCUGGUGAUGUUGGUAUUUCAGGUGGUGAAUCAGCCUAGAUUACAUUAAUAUUUUUUUUCAUUUUAUUUUUUAAACAUAUAUAUACUCGUCAUAAUUUUAAUAUAAUUUAUAGAUUCAAUCAACCAAAGAUUUAUUUGAUAUAAAAAAAGAAAAAACAAAAAAUAUUUAUUUACAAGAUUAAUUAAAGGAAAAGAAAAAAAUUAUUUAACGACGUGAUAAUUACAUUACAAUUAUCAAAUUAUUUUACAUCAAGAUUUAUAUCUUAAUUUGAGAUAAAAACAAAAAGAAACAAAAGAAAAUGAAAGUAUUAAUCUUACAAGUUUUUUAGAUAAACAAUUUCAAUGAAAGUACUAAAAUUUUAAGUUAAAAAAAUGAAAAGAAAAAAUAAAUCAAGUGGAGUUUGAGCAAUGAGACAUGGGGAAUUUAAAAAUAGCUCAAAAAAAAAAAAAAUAAUAAGUGAUUUAACGAAAGAUAUGGAGAAAUAAUAAUGAGCCCCGUCCGAAAAACACGAUAGUCAAUAUUAGGAUGUGAUAAGAUAAGAAUAAUAAUAAUAAU
Molecule: messenger RNA, 2072 nt
Organism: Aphidius gifuensis
Lineage: Eukaryota; Metazoa; Arthropoda; Insecta; Hymenoptera; Braconidae
Gene: Oli
Product: class E basic helix-loop-helix protein 23
Exons: 6
Coding region: 713-1555 (280 amino acids)
Molecular function (GO): protein dimerization activity
Source: RefSeq, a predicted model, not a curated record